Messenger RNA from Neurospora tetraspora, 15462 nucleotides. RefSeq lists its product as uncharacterized. Gene Ontology annotation, biological process: amino acid activation for nonribosomal peptide biosynthetic process; secondary metabolite biosynthetic process. The transcript has 4 exons. NCBI's taxonomy places the organism in Eukaryota, Fungi, Ascomycota, Sordariomycetes, Sordariales, Sordariaceae. The record is from RefSeq and is a predicted model, not a curated record. Gene Ontology annotation, molecular function: catalytic activity; phosphopantetheine binding. Gene Ontology annotation, cellular component: cytoplasm. The coding region runs from base 1 to 15462 and encodes 5153 amino acids.
AUGGCAACUAUCGACCCAGACCCAGACGUUGCCCUCUCCAUCGCCAACCACCCAGCAACGAGACUCCCAGGUCCCAGUCUCCUUCAUCACCUCGUACAACACCGCUCCGAAACAAGAGACGAUGAUGCACUCGCCAUUGACUACCUCGCCCCUGAUGGCUCGCGAGUCUCACUGUCAUAUCAUGAGCUGCAUCGAAGAUCCGACGCCUUGGCGGCUAGGAUAUCGUCUCUCGCCGGGCCGGUAACUGACAACAACAUUCAACUCAUUGUUCCGGUACUCAUCCCCCAAUGCCCAGAUUUGUACAUUGCCCAACUGGCCAUCCUCAAAGCAGGAGGAGCUUUCUGCCCGCUUAACCUGGAUAUUCCCCUGGAGAGAGCAAAGUUCAUCUUGAAUGAAGUCUCAGCUGCGCUCGUCAUCACCACCCCGGAGCUGGCGGAGAGGGUAUCUGAGGAUGAGACGGGCAAGAGGGUUCUCAUACUCACCGAUGAGGUCUUCACAUCGACAGAGACAGUCGAACACAGGCAACCAACACCAACCAAUUUAGCCUACGUCAUGUACACCUCCGGCUCAACAGGAACUCCCAAAGGCGUGCCCAUCACCCACGAUUCUGCCACUCAGUCUUUGCUAGCACAUGAUCGACACAUCCCUGAGUUCUCGCGGUUCCUCCAGUUUGCCGCACCAACCUUUGACGUCUCCGUCUUUGAGAUUUUCUUCCCGCUGUUCAGGGGAAAGACACUCGUGAGCUGUAACAGAUCGGCCAUGCUCAAUGACUUGCCUGGGGUUAUCAAUGAGUUGGAAGUGGACGCUUGCGAGCUUACGCCAUCGGUCGCUGGAAGUUUGUUGCGCAAGAGAGAGAACGCACCCGGUGUGAAGUUGCUCCUGACCAUCGGUGAGAUGCUUACGGAGCCUGUCGUUCGCGAAUUCGGUGGCGAUGGUACCAAGGAGAGUAUCCUCUGGGGCAUGUACGGCCCAACCGAAGCAGCUAUCCACUGCACCGUCCAACCCGCAUUUGCUGCGGACUCUGUCCCCGGCCUAAUCGGCUUCUCCUUCGAUACUGUCUCCUCUUUCAUCCUGGCUAUGCCAGAGGAGGGAGACGACGCCUCAGAGAUUAAGGUUGUCCCCCUCGGCGAAGUUGGUGAACUCGCCAUCGGCGGCCAUCAACUAGCUCCCUGCUACCUAAACCGCCCAGAAGUCACAGCUGAAGCUUUCGUCUACCACCCCGUCUACGGUCUGCUCUACCGCACAAAGGACAAGGCGCGCAUGCUCCCAGAUGGCACAAUGCAAUGUAUGGGUAGAAUUGGCGACGGCCAAGUCAAACUCCGCGGUCAGCGCAUAGAGCUAGGAGAAAUCGAACAUGCCGCUUUGCGUACUCCGGGGUGCCACUCCGCUUUUGCAGCGGUGAUCAAGGGAAUCCUGGUCCUCUUUUGCGCUGUCGACUCUGUCGAUUCCAUGCCCACCAAGAUUGAAGACUUGUGCAAAGCCUGGCUGCCGGGAUUCAUGGUCCCCGGUGACAUUAUCGUCAUGAAGGAAUUCCCUCGCUUGGCGUCAGGAAAGGUGGACAGAAAGGGACUGGUGGCGGAGUACGAAGCCAUCCAAGCUAGUGGGCCGCCAAAAGAGGAAGAGUGCAGGGAUGAGAAGGAGAAGCAGAUCCAUGUGUUGGUGCAAAAUAUCCUGGGAGUUGUCGUGCACCCGACCCAGAGUUUGAUGCAUGCGGGCAUGGACUCGUUGAGUAUUAUCAAGCUCGCGAGCGCGUUGAGAAAGACGACUGGCGUGCAAAUUGGGGCGAAUGAGAUCCUGGGGGUUCGAACAAUAAGAGCUCUAAGGGAAGUUAUUAAGGAUCUUGAGGCUGAGGGCACCAAUGAUGAGGAGAACCAGGGAGAGGAGAUGAGGACGUUUCAGCCGGCUGAAAUUGCGGUCAACAACGACUUGCUGAAGGGACGGAUUGAGGGUAUUGAGGCUGUACUGCCUUGUACGCCGCUCCAGACUGCGAUGUUAUCCGAGACGACGGCCAACCCGAGGGCAUACUGCAAUUGGUUGAAGCUCAAGUUUCCGGAGGGCUGCAUGGAGAUGGAUGUCCGGUCGUGGUUUCUUCAGCUGGCGCAGUCAAACGAGGCCCUAAGGACUGGGUUCGUUCACCAUGGCGGCCAAUUCCUGCAGGUCAUCUUCACCUCCUUUGACGACUCCCUGAUCUCGGUGGCCGACAACAUUUCCGAGGAGUUCUCCUUCUUCGGCGAUGACGACUUCCUCCGCCCCUUCCGCAUCUUCCUCUCCCCUCCCUCAGCCACAUCACCUAUCACAGCCGUCCUCCAGAUCCAUCAUGCCAUCUACGAUGGCUGGUCAACAGACCUCCUCCUCUCCGACCUCCACUCCUUUAUCAACGAUUCCACUCCUAAUUCCCGUCCCUCAUUCCGCGCCGUCGCAACCUACUGCCACUCCGCCCCUUACCGCCGCUCUUGCAACUUAGCCCGCGAAUUCUGGGCUCAACACCUCGCCGAUUUCCAACCUCCUUCAACCCCGGAACUGCGACCCGACAUCGCUCUCUCUUCCACUGUGCAGUCCCACUCCGUCCAUCUUCCGUCUCUUUCUCCCCAGCACGUCAAGUCCGUCCUUCGCGAACUGGAUUGUACCCCACAAGUCCUCUUCCAAGCUGCUUUGUCUUGGCUAUGGAGCGUUUACGUCGGAAGUCAAGACGUGGUCAUCGGCACUGUAACAUCGGGAAGAACGAUUCCAGUGCCGGGUAUUGAGGAGAUCGUCGGACCGUGCAUUGCUACGGUGCCGCUGAGGACGGAUUUGGGAGGUGUAAGGACGGUGAGAGAUCUGUUGGGGAGUGUGCAGGCGGUGGGUAGGGAGGUGGGUAGGCACAGCGUGUUGCCACUGAAGGAUAUUAAGAGGGUUGCGGGGAUCAAGGCCGGGCAGAGUCCGUUUGAGGUGCUUUUUGUCUACCAGGAGACACUCGACAACCUGACUGGGGAUGCGGAUAAGGGCGAGAAGGGGAAGGUUGUGGAGCUGGAACAAGGACGGGACUGGCUCGAGACGAAACUUCUCGUUGAAGUCGAGCCCCAACAGGAUCGGUACGACCUGGCGCUCACAUAUCACACUGAUGCAUUUACGGAGGCACAGAUCGCCGUCAUGGGGGAACAAUUGAGUGUUCUUGUUGAGGCUAUGCUCAACAGUUUGGACGCGGAAGUAUCAUCGCUUAAGAAUGUCUUCCCAAAGAGCCUGUUGUCGAUCUACAACGAACAGCCAAAGAUGCUUGAAGGCGUGCCAGAUUUGGCGAAGGCCGUCGAGUCGGCUGUUGAGAGGAACCCGGAUCAGGAGGCACUUUGCUUCGCGGAGACGAUUGCGGAAGAUGGCACCGUGGAAGCGAAGAGUGUGAGCUAUCGGGAGUUGAAUGCAACGGCCAACAAAAUUGCCUGGCUGUUGAAAAGUCAAGGCGUGGAGGAGGGAGAUAUCGUGGCCAUUGUCAUGGAGAAGUCGGUGCUUCUUUAUGCGGGGAUAUUGGCAAUCCUCAAGGCUGGAUGUGCGUAUCUGCCGCUGUUAUCCAGUACGCCGGUGGAAAGGAUUAAGACAGUUUUUGGCCAGGCGGGUGUUCAGUUUUGUCUCACUGAUACUUUAUCCAAGAUGAAGCUCGCACAAGUCACGGGUGUCGAGUCCCUGGAUCUUGGGACGACCGAUUUCGAGGGGCUUUCCAAUGAGAACCUCAACAUCCCAGCCGACACCUCCCGCGUCGCCUACAUCAUCUACACCUCCGGCUCUACCGGCGUCCCCAAGGGUGUUUGCGUUACCCAACUCAACAUGGUCAGCAAUCUCGACGUCUUAUCUCGCAUUUACCCAUCUAUCCCCGGCAAAUCCCGCCUCCUUCAGUCCUGCUCCCAGGCCUUUGACGUCUCAGUCUUUGAGAUCUUCUUUGCCUGGACCCAAUCAUUGACCCUCUGCUCUGGCACCAACGACACUCUCUUUGACGACCUCGAACGCUCCAUCCGUUCACUCGGUAUCACUCACCUCUCCAUGACGCCUACCGUUGCCUCCCUUGUUUCCCCUGAACAUGUCCCCAACGUGGAAUUUCUGGUGACAGCAGGCGAACCUAUGACUCCCGCGGUUGCAAGCAAAUGGCACAAGCAGUUAUGGCAGGGGUACGGACCGUCAGAGACGACAAAUAUCUGCUCCGUCAAGCGCAUGGUUGUCCCUCCCCGUCACAGCCGUCACAGGAUCCGACAUUUGGGUUUCACCUUCCCCAAUACCAGCGCGUUCGUGGUGUACCCCGGCACUGACUCCGAUAAGCUCGAGCUGGUUGCCGUGGGUGGAUUCGGCGAGCUUUGUUUCGGUGGAGAUCAGGUCGUUAAGGGUUAUCUGGGGCAGGAUGAACUGACGAGCGAAAGGUUCGUGGUGCACGAGGAGUGGGGGAGGGUGUAUAGGUCGGGUGAUCUGGGUAGGAUGCUGGCCGAUGGUAGUUUGGUGAUCUGGGGAAGGGCGGAUGAGCAGGUUAAGGUCAGGGGACAGAGGGUUGAGUUGGGUGAGGUUAAUGCUGCUGUGCAGGCGGCGGCCCAGAUAGGUGCUGGACAUAUGUCUGGAGGUAAGUCGGUGGAGAAAGCGGAUGGGGUGGAAGAAAAGGGGGUCGUAGGAAGGAGCGGGAAGAGGGAUGGCAACGGGGUCGAGUGCGCGACGCUGUUCCUCAGGUCGAAGAAAGGAGCGGCUUCUACUGGCUCAGAGCAAGGGCAAAUCGUCAGCUUCUUCGUCCCCGGUACCAAUGGCCGCGAAACAGCAUUUCAGAUCCUCGAACUCGACGAUAUCCUCAAACGCGAAGUUCGCUCCAUCUUCCAAUCCGUCGAGGCACGAGUACCAAGCUAUAUGAUCCCCUCGUUCAUUAUCCCCCUCUCCAAGCUGCCCGUCACAGCAUCUGGCAAACUCGACCGCCGCCUCCUCGAAGAGAGCUUCACCUCCUUAACCCACGAGUACCUCGCUUCCGUUAGCCCUUCCAUUGGCUCCAGCGACAGCGAUGAUGACAGCGGGGAGUGGUCAGAAACCGAGAGCAAAGUCGCAGAAAUUGUUUGCCGCAUCUUUGCGGUUAACAGGAGCAGUGUGCAGAGAUGGACGCCCCUCACGGCUUUCGGAUUGGAUUCCAUUUCUGCUAUCGAGCUCUCCAAGCAGCUUUCAUCAUACCUCGGCGGCAAGCGCCUCGCAAUCUCAGCGAUCCUCCGAAAUGCUGCCGUUGCGAGAAUCGCGUUGGCGUUGUCCGAGUCGCUCUCUUCCGAUUCCUCGGCAGCGGCACCAGCAGAAGAGGAUGCGGAUGCGGAUGCGACGAAUGAGAAAGUCCUGGAGCCGUUGGUGCCAGAAGAGCUUGCCCAAGCUAUUAAUGAGCAGUUCAAGGAGAAGGGAAAGAAGGUAGAAAAGGUGUUGCCUUGUACACCGCUGCAGGAGGGCAUGCUUGCUGCUUCUGUUGGAAGAGGGCGCGGGGCGUAUGUGAACAAGAUGCUGCUGAAGCUCGGAGCUACUUGCGAUGUGGAAAGCUUGACAACGUCGUGGGCCAAGGCUUGUCGGAGGCAGGGGAUUCUGAGGACGGCUUUUGUAUCCACUGAGGAUUCGGAGCGGCCAAUGAUCCAGGUCGUAUUGGAAAGUGGGAGUUGGGAGGUUCCAUGGUUGGAGUUUGGUGUUUCUUCAACCGACGAUGUGCAUGAAGUCAUCGAGAAGCAUGUUUCAACUCUCUCAGAGCCGGUCGACACUUUUGAACCGCCUAUCUCGCUUGCUAUCAUCAACAGUGGAGACGACAGGUUCCUGUCAUUCAUAUGCCACCAUGCUCUCUACGACGGAGUAGCCAUCCAGCGCUUGCUCUACGAAGUCGAACAACUUCUUGCCGGCAAUGAUCUCCCGCCCCCGCCGAAAUACGAGCCGUUCCUACGCGAGAGUCUGGCACUUGCAUGGGCACCGGAGACGGAGACGUUCUGGAGGGAGCAGCUCGCAGAACUGCGUCUUCGUCUACUAACCAGAUCGUUCCACUUCUCCUCUUCCAGCUCAGCUGAAUUGCCAGCGCCGGCUUUACUGACAAACCCCAUCCCCACUCCCCUCAGUCAGAUUCUCAGCAAGACCAAGCAUUCAGGCGUCUCACUUCUCUCCCUUGUCCAAGCCUCGUGGGCCACCGUCUUGUCUGUGCUACUGAGGACGGAAGAUGUAUGCUUCGGCAAUGUACUCAGCGGCCGGACCCUGCCAAUUGAGGGAAUCGAUGAGCUCGUGGCGCCUUGCUUCAACACGGUCCCGGUGAGGAUGAGGUUGGAUGACCUCCAGGAAGGCAGGAAUCUUGAUCUGGUCAAGGCUUUUGGGCAACUGGGGGCUAGAAUCCUCGAGGGCCCCGGGUUUGCUUCUUUGCGGAAGGUACAAGGACUUGUCCAAGCCCAAGAGAAGCUUUUUGAUACUCUUCUGUUGCUGCAACAAGGCGGAGGAUAUGGGGAAAAGGAGAACAACGUGUGGGAAGUGGUGAGGGAUGAGGGUGGUAUGGAUGUCCCGAUCGUGGUUGAGUUCGUGCCUGAUGCGAAGAAGGAUGAGUUGCUGGUGAAUUUGUAUCUGGAGGGUGGACACUUCUCUAAGGAGUUCGCCAACCUGGUUCUCGAUCUCCUCUUUACCACCCUCGAAAACUUUCUGCAGUACCCAGCCUCGCACAUCUGGCGAUUCGAUACCCUUCCCGCAAGCCUGAAAGACAAGCUCACACAGCUGCCUUUCGAUGAUACCGGAGCAUCAACCUCGUCGGCCCCUCAUGUCCAAGAAAACGACGCAAAGGAAGAAGAGUGCUCCGAUCUUGAGUCCCGUAUCCGCAAUGUCCUUAUCUCGCUCAUGACCAACAAGGACCGUCGCAUUGGAAGACAGACGACCAUCUACCAAGUCGGUCUAGACAGUAUCUCUGCCGUGCAAAUCGCUUCGAUGCUGCGGAAGGAACUAGGUUCUGAAGGUAUGAAGGUCAACGCCAGCGAUGUCAUUGCGCAUCCUAGCUGUGCUGGGUUGGCUGCCUUUCUUGGGGGCCAGAAGGGUAACAGCAAGGCUGCUGAUACCGAGCCAAAGACCGUCACGUAUGACACCGCAAAAUUCGGGGAAGAGGUCCAGUCCCAGCUUGAACUGCAGCUUGCGUCCCAAAGAGUUCAACUCAAGAACGUGGAGAAGGUUCUGCCUUGUACCCCGUUGCAGUCAGGAAUGUGGAUGCAGUUCGUGCGGUCUGCCCAGAGCGGAGGGAGGGAUUACCUCAACUUUCUGGAGUACCGGGUCGACAAGAGUGCCGGCAUUAAGCUGCAAGACUUGGAGAAGGCGUGGGAGAUGCUCUUCCAGGGGCAACCCAUCCUCCACACUGGCGUUAUGGCCGUUGAGCAUGACGACUGCGCUUUUGCUAUGGUUCAAUACCAGCCUGACGCCGUCAGCAAGCCGGUGAUUGCGAUCAAGGGUCAGCCCUUUGAUGUUGAGAAGUGGCGGGGUGAUCUCGCUGGCGGCAUCCUGAGCGGACAGCAGCCCGUGCCGUGUGGUGUUGCUCUUAUCGAGGACGAUGAUGGGUUGACGAUGCACGUCGGCAUGCAUCACGUCCUCUACGACGCCCAUUCUCUGCAAGUCCUCAUAGCGGAACUGAGAAAAGCCAUUUCUGGCCAAUCCUUGAUCCCGCUGGCGCCGACUGAAACUGAAGUCGCCGUGGCCGAUAUCCUGACGCAGAUCGAGACUUCUAGAGAGACGGCGGAGGAGUUCUGGAAGGGGCAGGCCGAAAAGACUGUCAUCAACAGUUUCCCUGUGAUGACGCCCUUGAAGGAGCCGAUGAGGAAGAUCCAGAUUGAAGCGCUGCAAGGGGGCCUAUCAUUGUCGGAGCUGGAGAAAGCCGCGGCGGAGUCGGGGUAUAGCAUGCAAGUGCUCAUCCAGGCUUCCUGGGCCCGGGUGCUGUCGGCAUACUUGGGAGAAGCGUCGGUGACGUUUGGUGUGGUUCUUUCUGGAAGGAACACGGAAGCGACGAGGGAUGCAGUCUUCCCGUGCAUUACCACGUUGCCGGUCAUCGCUGCUAACACCACGAGCAACGAAGAGUUGCUACAGGGAAUGAUGAAGUACAAUGCCGAGCUGUACAAGCAGCAACAUCAGCCGUUGGCGAAGAUUCAGCAGUGGCUUGGAAGGCCGGACACGGGACUAUUUGAUACGUUGGUCGUUUAUCAGAAGUUUUCAUCGAACAUCUCCAUGGCUGGACAGCAAGCGCCAUGGAGCCUGGUCGAGGAUGCUGCGACGAUCGACUACCCCGUCUCCAUCGAAGUCGAGCCUCAACCCAACGGAGAGGUGAAGUACGCCGUCACUUUCUUCGACGACGUCCUCCCUCGUGAGCAAGCUCAGCUUGUGUUGAAGCAGUUCCAAGCGAUGGUGGAGUACCUCGCUUUUCACCCCUCUGCCGACGAGGAUGAACUCUUGGAGCUGCGGCCGGAGCUGUUCGCUAUCCUUCCUCCGGAAGAGCCCGUUUUACCAGUACCGGACAACAUCAAGUUCCUCCAUCAGUUUGUCGAAGUUCAGGCUCUCAAGACUCCAGAAAAGACGGCCCUGUUCUUUGCUGAUGGAUUUGACCCCCGUGGAAACCCCUUGGGGAGGGAGUGGAGCUACCGCGAGCUGGAUGCCAACGGAAAUAGGGCUGCACACAUGUUGUCGGAACAUGUCAAGGUGGGAGAUAUAGUGGCGGUGUACUUUGACAAGUGCCCUGAGGCGUUCUUUGCUAUCUUGGGUGUCCUGAAGGCGGGAUGCUCGUUUGUAGCACUGGAUCCUGGAGCGCCGGAGGCAAGGAAGGAGUUCAUUGUCAAAGACUCAGGGGCUACCGCGUUGCUGACCACGGUUGGAAAGGCCGAAAAGAUGGACUUCGUAGUGGAAGUGCCUGUGUUGGGCGUUGAUCUCGAGGCUUUGGAGGGAUUGUCAGCCGACCCUCCGGUCCUCGAUCGGGAGCUCCUCCCAUCUGAUGCGGCAUACUGUCUCUACACCUCCGGCACAACCGGCACCCCCAAAGGUUGCGAGAUUACACACGACAACACAGUCCAAUGCAUGCUCGCCUUCCAGCACAUCUUCACUGGCCACUGGGAAGACACAUCCCGCUGGCUCCAGUUCGCCUCCCUGCACUUCGACGUCUCGGUUCUCGAACAAUACUGGUCCUGGUCCGUGGGUAUUACCCUCGUCGGCGCUCCUAAGGACCUGAUUCUCGAAGAUCUCGCGGGGACCAUCUCCCGAUUGGAGAUUACGCACAUCGACCUCACUCCUUCUCUGGCUAGGUUGUUGCACCCCGAUGAUGUCCCGUCCUUGUGUCGUGGCGUGUUCAUCACUGGCGGAGAGUCCCUGAAGCAAGAGAUUCUGGAUGUGUGGGGUGACAAGGCGGUUAUUUAUAACUUCUACGGUCCGACGGAGGCGACGAUUGGCGUGACGGUGUACCCGAGAGUUCCCAGGAACGGGAGGGCGAGCAAUAUUGGGCGGCAGUUUAUCAAUGUGGGUUCGUACGUCCUCAAGCCAGGAACGGAUAGGCCUGUUCUUCGCGGCGCUGUUGGCGAGUUGUGCGUCUCCGGCAAGCUGGUUGGUAAAGGGUAUUUAGGGAGGGAAGAUUUGACCAAGGAGAGAUUUCCUACUUUGCGGGUACUUGGCCAAGAGGAGAAGGUGUACCGCACUGGUGACCUGGUCCGAGUUUUGCAUGAUAAUUGCUUCGACUUUUUGGGUAGAGCGGAUGAUCAGGUGAAGCUUAGAGGGCAGAGGUUGGAGAUCGGAGAGAUUAGUCAUUCGAUCAAGGUGGGUGUGGAGGAGGUGCAGGAUGUGGCAACGGUGGUGAUUCGCAACGAAAAGGCCGGAAAGGAUUUCUUGGUUGCUUUCGUGACGACUGCCAUCAGAAAGAAGGGGGUGGAGCAGCAGAAGCUGGAGGUGAUCAAAGACGGAAAUGACACAGUUGAGCUGGUACACAAGGUCAGACAAGCCUGUCGCGCAAAGCUCCCCGGGUACAUGGUUCCGACAUACGUCGUCCGUCUGCCGUACAUGCCACUCAGCGCCAACAACAAAGCAGAGAUCAAAGAGUUGAAACGUCUCUUCUCCUCACUGACCCAGGAAGAGCUGGCCAGCUUCUCCCCCUCUGCCUCCGGCGCCUCCGGUAGCUUGACUCCAACCGGCCAGAAAGUCGCCGCCGUCGUCGCCAAGAUGCUCUCUAUCUCUCCUGACAUCAUCGCCCCCUCCACUUCUAUCUUCGAACUAGGCCUCGACUCCAUUUCCGCCCUCCGCUUUAGCCGGGCGCUCAAGCGAUCCGGUUUUGCUCAAGCUUCUCCGUCACUGAUCCUCAGCCACCCGCUCAUUGCCGACUUGUCACGUGCCUUGGACUCAGGCAAAGCGCAGUCUAACACCGCCCAAGUUGCCGCGGCAAAACAGCUCGUGCAAGCAUCCCAGCAUCGCCACUUGGCAAACGUGUGCAAAGAGCUGGACGUGAAGAGAGAGGAGGUGGAGUAUGUGGCGCCUUGUACGGGGUUGCAAGCCGGUAUGAUUGCCAGGAGGGAGAAGUAUUAUAAUACCUUCCGGUUCAAGGUGGCGGAGGGUGUGGAUGUGGAGAGGUUGGAGAGUGCAUGGGAUGAGGUGGUGGAGGAGUACCCGAUUCUGAGGACCAAGUUCGUGCAGACAACCGAGGGAUUUGUCCAGGUUGCUGUCAAGCCUGGAGCAACGGAUUCAAGGCUGGCUUGGAAGCGGUUGAAGGUUGAGGAAGAGGCUGAGGUGGAAGAGACGGUGAAGGAGACGAGAAGGGAGUGGCUGCGGGACAAUGCCGAGGGGGUCAUCAAACGCACGAUGGAACUCCAGCUGUUUAAUACUCGCAAGCCCGAUUUGGUGGAAGAGAGGCUUUUGGUGUUGCACAUCUUCCACGGCAUCUACGACGCCAACAGCUUGGAGCUGAUCCUCAAGAAGGUGGCCUCUGCAUAUCGUGGCGAGGCCGGUCAGAUUGAGAAGGAACCAUCCUUCCUCAAAGCCCUCUACCAUGGACCCCUUCAAUCUUUCUCCCACUCCAAAACCUUCUGGCUUUCACAUCUCAGGAGCGCCACACCCGAGCCGACCUUCGCCGUCACCGAAAGCGCCAGCACAAAAGCCCUCAGUUCCCACAGAACUACCCCUUUCACUCUCCAGAAUUUGACCAAAACUCUAGGAGUAACCACUCACUCCCUCCUCCAAGCUGCUUGGGUCGCCGUUUUAGCCAAACAGCUCGGUGUCAGAAACCCAACGAUCGGAGUGAUUGUUUCGGGACGUGCUAUCAAGCUUGAGGGUGCCGAGCGCGUCGUUGGCCCGCUUUUCAACACGCUGCCGUUCCAUGCUUCGGUCGGCAAUGGGGAAGGAGGAGUGAAGUACAAGGAGCUGGUGAAGAUUUGCCAUGACUGGAAUUCAAAGGUGGUGGAAUGGCAGCAUGUACCGCUGAGAAAAAUCCAGAAGUGGUCUGGAAAGGCCGGGAAGGGGCUGUUUGAGGUGUUGUUUUCGUUCCAACAGGAGCAGUCUUCAAAGCCCCAGAAAGUGGAAGUGGCAGGUAUAAUUAAGGGGGAGGAGUUGUGGACAGUCAUGGACGAGGAGGUCGAUAUGCAGGCUGAUUAUCCGCUGGCGCUUGAGGCGACUUUGACGAGUGAUGGGGAGGUGAGGUUGUUGAUUGUUGCACAGGAGGCGGUGGUUGGUAAGGAGGUGGUGGAGGGGUUGAUGGAGGGCUUGGUGGAGGUUUUGAGUGAGAUAGGGGAGGAUCCGGAGGGUUUGAUUAUGGGUGGUGAUGGGGCUAACUCAGUCAUGGAGCAGCAAGAACCUAAAGAGGUGGCUGACAACGUGGAGGACAUCAAGGAGAGGAGGGGAAACUCCGGGUUUGUCUGGACUGAGGCGACCAAGAUAAUUCGCGAACAGAUUGGGACUCUGGCGGAGGUGGCUGUUGACACGGUCACCGAGACGACGUCAAUCCUGGAGCUUGGUCUGGACAGUAUCGACACUAUCAAGCUUUCUGCGCGGUUGAGACAGCUGGGUGUCAGCAUCAAGCCAAGCGAGUUGAUGAAGGGACAGACGAUUGAGGGAUUGCUUCCUUACUUGAAGGAACAAACGCUCGCGAAUGGCGCGCAAGCGAACGGCGACCAAUUACUAGGGAAGGUCUCCCCUAGCCCAUGGGAGAAAUUCGUUGACAAGAUUCGCGGGGAACAAGAUGAGGAAGAUGUCGAAGCAAUCUUCCCCGCCACUCCUCUCCAAGAUGGCAUGGUCGCCGAGAUGAUCCACUCAGACUUCCAGCUGUACUUCAACCACGACAUCAUGGAGGUUGAGCCGCACAUCGACCUGGGCAAGCUCAAGAUUGCGUGGCAAACCGUGAUCGCCGACUCCCCGAUCUUGCGGACGUCCUUCUUCAUGGUGGAUGAUCCCAUGUUGGAGUGGGCUUAUUUGCAGGUUGUCCACCGUCAACUUCCCAAAGAGGCCAUCAGUGAGAUGGAAGUUGAAAGCGAGGAAGGUCUAUUCAUCAUCGCCGAAUCCGCUACCGCCCGCGCUCGGAAAGCUGAUGGAAAGUCCGACCUUCUGCAACUGAUGUUUGCGACACUGGGUGACAGGAGAUUUGUAGUUCUUUCAAUCGCCCACGCCCUCUAUGACGGGUGGUCCCUCUCCCUCCUCCACCAAGAUGUUCAAGCCGCUUACGAGGGCCGGUACACACCCCGCCCAUCGUACGAAGCAUACCUGAAGGACAUCAUCCGCUCAGGCGAUGACCGAUCGACCUCUUUCUGGUCUGGAUACCUGGCGGGCGCGAAACCAACGUUUUACCCCAAGCUUUCCCCUGAUCAGUCCUCAGUCGUCUACCGGCACGAAACCGUCUCCCAGCUCGACUUCUCCAAGAUCAAGUCUUUCACCAAGCAGCACGCCAUAACUCUUCAAACACUUGGCCAAGCCUGUCAUGCCGCCGUCUUAGCAACCGCCACGCGCAGCCUAGACGUCAUGUUCGGUGUCGUUCUCUCCGGCCGCGCCGCCUCAGAGGAAGCUGAACAGCUCAUGUUCCCUACCAUGAACACGGUGGCAGUCAGAAGCGUGCUGCAUGGAGAUGUAGGAGGGUGGUUGCGGUACAUGCAAAGUGUUGCGAACGAUAUCGGUGGGAGGGAACAUUUCCCUCUCAGAAAGAUGCAGCGGUUGGUGGAAGGGGGUGGACAGCUUCUCAACACGCUCUUUGUACUCCAAAGAGGGGUGCCCGGCGGUAACACAGGGGCAGAUGGUGAAGUGCUGGUGAGGUCAGUGGUUGGAAGUUCAGCGGUUGAAUACCCCGUCUGUGUGGAGAUGGAGGUUGUUUCUGGCGCAGAUGGGGGGGAGAAGUUGGUUUGGAGAACGGCGUGCGAUUCGCAAUUUUUGAAUGAUGAGAAGGGGGCGGAGGAGUUGCUGGAGAGGUUGGAUAAGGUGUUGAGGUAUUUGGUUGACGGUGGAGAGAAGAGCGUUUUGGAGUUUGAAGGAGGCAAGAUGAGUGUCUGUGGGUUGGACGGUUUUACUCCGGCAGCUGAUGAAGACACUGUCCCCUUUGAUGGCGGGGAUCUGGUAGACGAUGCAGAUGUUGGUGGAGAGUGGUCGGAUCUGGAGGAGAACAUCAGGUCUGUCCUGGCAGAAGUUGCUGGCCUGGAGGUAUCCUCGGUCCAGAAGGGCAACAACAUCUAUCACCUCGGUCUGGACUCCAUUUCCGCCAUCAAGGUCGUUUCUCUCCUGCGAAAAAAGGGGGUAUCCAUUCCGCUCCGCCAGCUGUUGAAGGCAAGGAGUAUCUCUGCCAUGGCUCAGGCUGCUACUGUUGCCGAAGAGCAGCCUGCUGCGACCUCUACCGAAUCCCCGGCUCCGAACGAAAACAAUCAUAGUAGCAACACCAUCAACGACACCUCUCUCCCUCCACAGGAUGUCGACGCAACGCACAUCGCUACCCUCCUCUCCCAAUCCGGCAUCAUCUCCUCCUCCGCUGAGCUGAUAACCGACAGAAUCGUGGCCGUCCUACCCGCCACGGCCAUGCAAGUCCACAUGCUUUCCGUCUGGCAUAAUACCCGUGGCGAUGUCUUCCACGCGACAUUCACUUAUCGUCUGACCGGCAGCGUCAGCAAGUCCACCCUCUCGGAUGCUUGGAAGUCUCUGGUUGUUGAGUUCCCCAUUCUGCGGACCAUGUUCUUGGCGAAUGACCAGCCCGAGACGCCGGUAGUACAGGCCAUUCUCACACCCGAUGCUGUCGUUAAUAACUCAGUCGAAGACAGCGAUCCAAGACAGUGGUCAAGCAUGUCAAGCAAGGGUCAAAUUGGAUUAGUCCAGCCGUUUAACUCCAUGGGUGGUCAACAGGCUGACAAUGGGGAUUGGAUUUUGAGAUUCAAGAUCCAUCAUGCUUUGUACGAUGCGUUGAGCUUGCCAAUGAUGAUUGACCGGUUCACAGCCUUGUGCGCCGGUGCCAGAAUCACUGGGGAAUCGGGCAAGUCCAAGUCACUUGAGGUCUGGAAGGGGUAUACCCGACAGCGGACGCAGCAGAGAGCGAGGGCGAAGCAGUUCUGGACGGAAUACCUCGCUGGCGCUGAGUCGACACCAAUCGACCCCAUCGUGGACAUUAUGGCGACAAAUUCGUCAACAGAAUCACAGGCACCCACAACGGCAUCAGCUCCAGAGAAGGCAGAGGAAACACCAUCACCGCAGUCCACCUGGCUACCAGACUUCCUCCGACCGUUGGUAGACGGACUUUCUCGUCUCCUGUCAGGGACCAUAACCAUAUGGCAGUCGGCCCCAGCUCUAGAGCAUCAACCCCAACAACCCUCGCGGCGCGUCUCUCUAGUCCAACACGGUGCCAUUGCAGACAUCUCCAGGAUCAAGAAGCUGUGCGCCAUGGCCGGGGUCUCAAUCCAAGCCCUCUUCUUCGCUGCUUACGCACGUUUUCUAUCUGAAACUGCCCCCGCUGAGGGAAAAUGGAGCGACGUGGUCUUUGGGGUCUACCUCGCCAACCGCUCCUCCGAGCUGUCCGAAAUCCCAUACCCAACUCUCUGCCUUGUGCCCUUGCGCGUUCGAGUCCAAGAAAGUCUGCUGAGCAUGGCCAAGCGAAUCCAAGAGGAUCUGUACAAGAUCUCUGAUGUUGAGAAUGUUGGCGUGGGACUCUGGGAGAUCAAGGAGUGGACUGGAGUGGUGGUGGAUGGGUUUGUGAACUUUUUGAGUGUGCCUAUGCCUUCUUCCGACUACAACAGCAACGAGGCAGGCAAGGACGAGCAAGAGAAGGUGAUGAGGAUGGAGCUGGUGAGCGAGGAGGAAGUGAAGGUGAUGGGAGAGACCGGAGAGCAGCAGGAGUUUGUGCUGCCUGAGGAGCUCGAGAACAAUGCGGUUAGGGGGGUUUAUCCGGACACAAUCGAUGUGGAAUUUGCCAUCGAUGGUGACGCGGUUACGAUGGGCGUGUUUGGGUUGAAGUAUAAGCUCGGUCCGGAUGGGCCUCGGUUUGUAAUUACAGAGAUGGUCAAGGCGUUGACGGCAUUGUAG